This is a messenger RNA of Nematolebias whitei (Rio pearlfish), 1276 nucleotides long. Its product is annotated as transmembrane protein 82-like. The transcript has 6 exons. Bases 92 to 1228 code for a protein of 378 amino acids. NCBI's taxonomy places the organism in Eukaryota, Metazoa, Chordata, Actinopteri, Cyprinodontiformes, Rivulidae. The record is from RefSeq and is a predicted model, not a curated record.
CAAAGGACUGAACACGGAGUGAGGUUUAGUGAGCCCAUGAGCAGAAAAUCACAAAACAUAAUUAGAUUUUGCUGUAAAUUACGAGGAAACAAUGCUAUUUUUCCCAUUUUCUUGGAUCCUGGACCUUUUCCAGUGGACACCGUUUGAUUUAAACCCUGUGGACAGUUUUUGUCAGGGCCUUAUAGGUGCUUGUGGAAUAUCUGUACUGUACAAUCUGAUGAGAGUUUACAACUUUAUUCAAGCAUGCAGUGAUUCUCAUAGUGAGCAUGGAAGUAAACGGAGGCCAUCCUUAAACAGAAAUCCUCUGAGAAAGAACUGGAGAGCGUCUCUUCAGUUCUGGUCCCUCACCGUCCUCCUGUCUCUGGUGGGGUUGAGGGCUGCCUCGCUCAUCGUACUGGAGUUUUUGCUCAGAGCUGUUUCUGCGUGGACUUCAACAGAGACGGGUGCCACUAGAGGUGUAGACUUCCUUCUAAUCCAGAGCCAGUUUUCCCUGGGCUGCAGCCUCACCUGUACUCUGGCCUUCCUCCAUCAGGGGGCUCCACACAGCUCCUUCAGUUUGAUUCUGGCUGCUGCUCUCAGCUGGGCACUGGCCAGCUACAGCAGCAGGCUGUGGACCCAUGUGGCCACACUCUACCCACUACACAGCACAGAGCACUGCUGUGGGAAAUGCAUGAGCCUGUUAACCACUGGACACACCAUACUGGCUUCACUGCAAAGACUGGUUAUCUUGACCUUUGCUGUAGGAUCUUUUGCAGGCGUCGCCACAGUUUCUGAGCACUUCCUGUCUCACAAGGAUGCUAUAAAGUUCUGGACUCCUCUAACACUCUGCUACACUAUGCUGGUGGUUUAUAUUCAAGAGGAACAACAGCGGCUGACGGACUCAGAGACCCUCCUGCGUACUGUAAUGCUGCGACUGGGAGGCUUACUGGUGCUCAUGCUGCUUUUGGGAAACUGGUCUGAUGUUUUUCACAUCCUCAUAUCUUUUCUGGGAGAGGGAGCUUGUCUGCUGCCCUCUCAGGAUCUGCUACAGGCUGCUUUAAAGGAAGAAAAAGAGACCAGCUUGAGCCAAAGUGAAAAGACGUCCAACCUCAACACGAGGACAACAAGAACAUCAUCCUAUGACGGUCAAAUGUCCACUUCAAAAGCCAACGACUUCCCUAAGCCAAGAAGAGUCAAUGCACAGAAUGAUAAAAUAUUUUGUGUGAAUAAGUUUAAAAGUGUAAAGUGAAUAUUUUAUGUUGCAAAACCUCGAGUAACAGGGUGUGAAUUUGGUGAG